AAAUGGAGGCGCCGGGUGCCCCGCCCAGGACCCUGACGUGGGAAGCCAUGGAGCAGAUCCGGCUCUCCCCCCGCCGCCCAUCUCUACGCGUCUCGCCUCCCGCAGCUGGGAAGCCAGAACGCUCCUAGCUCGCAGCUAAAUGUGUGGAGCGGAUUUGAUCGACAGCCAAGAUUCCCAGUGAUCAGUGCCCUCCGGACUCCGAGUUGCUUUCGCUCAUUUUACGAAGUUCUGAAAAUCGAGCAAGUGCCCAAUUCUCCCUUGAGUGAGCUAGGAGAAUUCGGUGUUCGCUUAAAAUUAGUUUAAGGUAUAAUUCUUUCAUCCAAAGAACACCGCCUGUGGCCAGCAACGAGACUGGAACGUUGACGCGUUGCCUCCCGGUUUCAAACGUCCCUUCCGGGACGCCGUCCCCUUCCCGGUAUGCUGAGCGCUGGGCGAGUGAACGGGCCUUCCGGGAGGUCUAGGAAGUCGCUUCUCUGUCUGGCAGGGGGCGGGGUUUUCCCUCAGGCUGCGCAGUCUGCGGGUGUAGACCAGAAUCCUGCUGACCGGCAGAGUGGCACAGGGAGGGGCGGGUCUGGACACGGUGGCUGCAGGCCUGAGGCGAGGGCCGCUCAAGGCUGCGGCUCUCUGGCCGGGAGGUGGCCCUUCAUUCCUCGAGUGUAGCUGAGGACCGAGGGCCUCUUCGGGGGCUCUUUGGAAGUCAGUGCCCAGGCCUGCAGGAGAGCCACCCUGCGCUGACCCAGCGCUGCUGCCGGCCUUCUCAGAGCAAGGAGCGUCCCCCUUCUUCCACCCCGCGGCUCAGGGGACCGCUGCCAUGGCUUUUCCCCAUCGGCCGGACGCCCCGGAGCUGCCUGACUUCUCCAUGCUCAAGAGGCUGGCCCGAGACCAGCUCAUCUAUCUGCUAGAGCAGCUUCCAGGAAAAAAGGACUUGUUCAUUGAGGCGGAUCUCAUGAGCCCUUUGGAUCGAAUUGCCAAUGUCUCCAUCCUAAAGCAACACGAAGUAGACAAGCUGUACAAGGUGGAGAACAAGCCAGCCCUCAGCUCCAGUGAACAAUUGUGCUUCUUGGUCAGACCACGCAUCAAGAAUAUGCGAUACAUUGCCAAUCUUGUCAAUGCUGACAAAUUGGCUGGCCGAACUCGAAAAUACAAAGUGAUCUUCAGCCCUCAGAAGUUUUAUGCAUGUGAGAUGGUGCUUGAGGAAGAAGGAAUUUAUGGAGAUGUGAGCUGUGACGAAUGGGCCUUCUCUUUGCUGCCUCUUGAUGUAGAUCUGUUGAGCAUGGAACUACCAGAAUUUUUCAGGGACUACUUCCUGGAAGGAGAUCAGCGUUGGAUUAACACUGUGGCACAGGCCUUGCACCUUCUCAGCACACUCUAUGGACCCUUUCCUAACUGCUAUGGAAUUGGCAGAUGUGCCAAGAUGUCACAUGAAUUGUGGAGGAAACUGGAGGAGGAGGAGGAUGGUGAAACCAAGGGCCGAAGGCCAGAAAUUGGACAUGUCUUUCUCUUGGACAGAGACAUGGACUUCGUGACGGCACUUUGCUCCCAGGUGGUUUAUGAGGGUCUGGUGGAUGACACCUUCCGCAUCAAGUGUGGGAGUGUCGACUUUGGCCCAGAAGUCACAUCCUCUGACAAGAGCCUGAAGGUGUUACUCAAUGCUGAGGACAAGGUGUUUAAUGAGAUUCGUAAUGAGCACUUCUCCAAUGUCUUUGGCUUUUUGAGCCAGAAGGCCCGGAACUUGCAGGCCCAGUAUGAUCGCCGGAGGGGCAUGGACAUCAAGCAGAUGAAGAACUUUGUGUCCCAGGAGCUCAAGGGACUGAAACAGGAGCACCGCCUGUUGAGUCUCCAUAUUGGGGCCUGUGAAUCCAUCAUGAAGAAGAAAACCAAGCAGGACUUCCAGGAGCUCAUCAAGACUGAGCAUGCGCUGCUGGAGGGCUUCAGCAUCCGGGAGAGCACCAGCUACAUUGAAGAACACAUAGACCGGCAGGUGUCACCGAUAGAAAGCCUUCGCCUCAUGUGCCUUUUGUCCAUCACUGAGAAUGGAUUGAUCCCCAAGGAUUACCGAUCCCUGAAAACACAGUAUCUGCAGAGCUAUGGCCCUGAGCACCUGCUGACCUUCUCCAAUCUGCGGCGAGCUGGGCUCCUAACGGAGCAAGCCCCGGGGGACACCCUCACAGCUGUAGAGAGCAAAGUGAGCAAGCUGGUGACAGACAAGGCUGCAGGAAAGAUUACCGAUGCCUUCAGUUCUCUGGCCAAGAGGAGCAAUUUUCGUGCCAUCAGCAAGAAGCUGAAUUUGAUCCCACGUGUGGAUGGCGAGUAUGAUCUGAAAGUGCCACGGGACAUGGCGUAUGUCUUCAGCGGUGCUUAUGUGCCCCUUAGCUGCCGAAUCAUUGAGCAGGUGCUGGAGCGCCGAAGCUGGCAGGGUCUGGACGAAGUGGUGCGGCUGCUCAACUGCAGUGAGCUGGCAUUCACAGACAUGACCAAGGAAGACAAGGCUUCCAGCGAGUCCCUGCGCCUCAUCUUGGUGGUGUUCUUGGGUGGUUGCACAUUCUCUGAGAUCUCAGCCCUCCGGUUCCUGGGUAGAGAGAAAGGGUACAGGUUCAUUUUUCUGACGACAGCAGUCACCAACAGUGCUCGCCUUAUGGAGGCCAUGAGUGAGGUGAAAGCCUGAAUCUUCCCUGGACACGUUCCCCAGUGGGAUGCAGGAGUUUGGCUCCCAGCUGCUAACAACAUGUCCACCAACUACCCAACUAAGAGCUGGGGAGCAUGGAAAUUAUUUGGGAUUUAGAGAACAUGUCUGAGGAGAGAUUUCACUUCCUGCCCCCAGGUAUUUCUCUUGUUUAUGAAGUACAGCCCAUGCUGAUAAGAUAUGAGCAGGAAGAGGUAUCUUUUGCUAAAUCCUGUUUGAGUAUCAUUGUAAAUAAAGCCUCUCCUCUCAAAUGUAAUAUGUUUAGUUCUGGACAUGCACUUCCACCUUGAUGAGUGAAGCACAGGGGCUUUCCUGUGCUCCGUGGCCUGGACUCUGUCUUAGCUCUGGGCCUGGUCUGGUUCUUCCUUGAAGGUUGCCCUGUACCAGAGUUUCCUCAACCAUAAAAUGAGGGGGAUGGAUUAGACAGAUGAUCAGCAAGCACCCUCCCAAUUAUAAAAUUCUGUGAUUCAUUACACUUUAGAAAAAAUGAGUUUAUUAUUGUUUUAACUUAAGGAGGCACUUCAAUUUUAAGUGUUUGUUUCUUAUUGGAGAAUGAAAGACUGUGUCCCGUUAGAGCAAUUUCAGGCAUCAGCAAACGGUGCUCCUAUAAAGGUCACCAGUGCCCUCCUAACUGCUGAUUCUAGUGGCCUUUCUCUCCCCCUUUACCUUUUAAAAAUUGUGAACUAUAACCACAUCUAUUAGUGGUCUCAUUUUAGACCUCUUCUAACUUGAUCUCACUGAUAACCACCCUUUUCCUUGAAAUUCUCGUAUUCAGCUUCCAGGACACUCUUUUUUUGUCCUCCUGCAGUCUCCUAGGUUGUACUUCUAUCUCUUUUGAUUACUCCUCUCUGCCUAUCCACAUUUGUUGACAUCUCCCCUCUCUCUGUCCUUGUCAUCCACUUUCAGAUCCCAGGCUUUUGUCUCACUGCUUAGCUUUACACUAGCAUUUCCAACCUGUUUGUCCCACAGGCACUUCAAACUCAACAUGUCUAAAUAAACUCUCAACCCGAACCUCCUGUUCCCAGUUUGAAUCCCUAAGCCUGCUCCUCUUCCUGUAUUUCCUUACUUGACAUUCUCAUCAUCUACCCAAGUUUUGUUUGUGCAAGAAAUUAUAUCCUUGAUCUCAGAUUUUUUUCUCUUUAUCCCCUACGUUCAGCUGGUCCCCCUACCCAUU
Molecule: messenger RNA, 3857 nt
Organism: Diceros bicornis minor
Lineage: Eukaryota; Metazoa; Chordata; Mammalia; Perissodactyla; Rhinocerotidae
Gene: VPS33B
Product: VPS33B late endosome and lysosome associated
Exons: 24
Coding region: 812-2665 (617 amino acids)
Biological process (GO): intracellular protein transport; vesicle-mediated transport
Cellular component (GO): CORVET complex; lysosome
Source: RefSeq, a predicted model, not a curated record